Messenger RNA from Mycotypha africana, 1530 nucleotides. RefSeq names its product coiled-coil domain-containing protein 55-domain containing protein. Gene Ontology annotation, biological process: regulation of alternative mRNA splicing, via spliceosome. Lineage: Eukaryota; Fungi; Mucoromycota; Mucoromycetes; Mucorales; Mycotyphaceae. The record is from RefSeq and is a predicted model, not a curated record. Bases 273 to 1364 code for a protein of 363 amino acids. The transcript has 4 exons.
AGAUUGCGUAAUAUGAUAAACAAUUCGCUGUUACUUUACCAUUGACGAGAACCUUUACCGUAGGACUUGGGGUGAGAGUUCCAAACGUUAGCGUGAGCCAUGAUGAAUUAUUUAUUUGAGAAGGGAAAGAAAACCUUUGAGGGCAUAGCAAAAAAAUUUUAUAGCCUUAUCGGGUAUUGAAAACAAUCUUUCUUUUUUCUUCCUUCUUCAACACAGGCGGGUGUCAUACCAACUUGUUGAUUCUAUUCCCAAAGACAUUACAAACAUAAAAGAUGCAGAAAAUGAAGUUUGGCUUGAAUCUACAAAAGAAGAAAACACUUAGUCAGUCUUUAUCUAAGAAAAGUGCUUUUCAUUCGACAAGUGACGACGAGUUAGAACGAGACGACGAAGAAGACCAGAAGCAACAGCAGCUUCACAGCAAUAAGAAAGCAAAAGCUCAAGUCAAUCGUCAACUGUCUAGCUAUAAUACGAUGACGAAAAAGAUAGCCGAGGAACAGGCGAAAGCACUGGAAGAAGAUCCCAAUAUUUUUGACUAUGACGCUGUUUAUGAUGAUCUCAAGGAAGUUGAGAGGAAAAAGAAAGAAGCAGUAAAGCCAACGUCAACAAAGCCCAAGUAUAUUCAAAAUCUUUUAGAAAUGGCCGAGAUUCGCAAAAGAGAUAGGUUAUUGGCUCAAGAAAGAAAGGUAGCUCGAGAAAGAGAAGAGGAAGGCGAGGAAUUUGCUGACAGAGAAGUAUUUGUGACGGAAGCAUUCAAAAAGCAAAAAGAAGAUAUGGAUAUGUUCUAUAAGCAAGUGCUAGAGAAAAAGGAAGCAGAGCAUCAAGCGUUGAUGAAAGCAUUAGCAGAAAGAAGUGUAGAUAAAAACGUAUCGUCAGCAGGAACGCAAAAGAAAGAAAUCUUAGAUACCGACUUGGCCAAGGAAGCAGCCAAGGAAGGCAAAAAUGUGAUUUUAAAUGACAGCAAUGAAAUUGUGGACAAGCGACAGUUAUUAACAGCAGGUCUCAAUGUUAAGCCCAAGUUUGGUAGCCUUGGUUCUCUAGCUCAGUCAGAUGAACGUAUUAAGGAGAGAAUGGAAGAGUAUGAAGCUUACAAACGUAAAAAGGUGGAGGAAUAUAAUGCAAAAAGAAAGCAAGGCAGAGAUAGUGAUGAACGAGAACGUCUAAGCAAAGAGAUUGAAAAACAGAUGAUGGAGGUUAAGCAAAAGGAAAAGGAAGAAGAGGAAAGAAAGCAAAAAGAACUUGAACAAAAGGUACUGGCGAAACGCACGACACACGACGCUGCUAUGAAUGCUCGAGAACGUUAUUUGGCGAGAAAGAAGCAAAAACUGGAAGAACAGAAGAAUCUAUCCUCCUCCUCCUCCGUUUGAGCUACAAUCUGUACAUACAACAUAAAAGAUUCGAUCUGGUUUGCUUAUACGAGCAAUGACUUCAUACCCUUUUUUUUUUCAAAAAAACAUCUGUAUCUUUUUAUUGGCCUUGUCAGCUUACAUUUACGUGAUAUGGUUAUUAUAAUUAGUUUUUUCAAAGACGAAG